CUUAUUGUGAGUCAAACAGCUCUGUUCUUUGGAGUGUAACAACAAGCAGAAGCUUCUCUGCUUGCAAGGAGAUUUUCCUCCUAACACUUGAGAUGGAAACAACAAAUGAUUAUGAUUCUAAUUACACGGAUUAUCUGGAUGAAAUGUGUUCUAACCUGGGUGGCAACAAUCUGGGAAGUCGUCUCUCCAUCAUUUACUACUUUAUGUUUCUCUUCAGUCUCUUUGGCAGUGGGCUGGUCCUGUUCAUCAUCCAUCGGUUUGAGAAGCUGACCACUGUCACCAACAUCUUCCUGCUGAACCUGGUGUUGUCCUCCAUAAUCUUCAUGAGCAGCCUUCCCUUCAUUGGAGUCUACAUGCAGCUCUCCAACUGGAUCUUCAACAAGGUUAUGUGCAAGAUUGUGGGCAGCAUCUACUAUCUGGGCUUUUACAGUUCUGUGCUCUUUCUAACUCUUCUGACUUUUGACCGACACCUUGCUGUUGUGUACUCCUUGAGCGCAUUGCGAGUGAGGAACAGAAGCUAUGCCGUAGUCUCCUGCAUUAUGGUAUGGGUGAUCAGCAGCCUGGCGUGCAUCCAGCCGAUGCUUAUCCACACCACUUUUGUGAAUAAUAUCGAGCACAAAACCUACUGUGAUGAGUAUUCAGGUAGCAUAUCUCAUAUUGAUGUUCAUAUGCUAAAGAUAUCUGGAUUUUACAUUCAGCUUUUACUUUUCUUGAUCUUACCCCUGGCUGUUAUUAUCUACUGUUACAUUAGGAUUGCAAUCACUGUCUUAUCAUCAAGGAUAGUCACCAAGUUCAGGACAGUCAGGCUGAUUUUCAUCAUUGUCGUGUUUUUUUUCCUGAGCUGGACCCCUUUCAACAUUGUACUGCUGAUGCACGAUAAUACCUGUGAGGAGAAGAAGAGAAGGUUUUAUGCACUUCAGGUCACUCGUAACAUUGCCUACAUUUACUUUUGCCUCAGUCCCAUUUUCUACACAUUUGUGGGGAAAAAAUUCCAAACCUACUUUAAACUGAUGCUGGUGAAACAGUUCCCAGUGUUGCAGAAGCACAUUUCUGUCAGUUAUAACAACAGAACCAAUAGCUCCACAAAAAGUAUGCAAAACGAGCUUUAGGAAUGGGGAUCUCUGUAUUUCUGACAUGUGUUCAACAAACCGUGAUUUAACAAGAAACUGAAGGAAGUGGUAAGUCAGUUGCUUAAGGACUGUAAAGGUGCAGAGCAAGUCCUAGUAGGGCUACAGUUUUGCCUAUAGCAGGAUUAAACCUGAAAUAAGUGAUUUCUGUGCCCAACCCUAUUGGGAUUUAGUUCAUGUAUCAGAUUUGUUCAUAUACGGAGUCAGACAGUAGACUCAGUGCUUGUUAGCCUGUUAUCCUCUGGAUAUUAUUCCUGCUGCUAGCGGAGUUAAUGCUUGCUGCUGCAGUUUAUUUAGCUUUCUGUUUUCUCAAGGGUUAUUUCUUAUUUCUGCUACUGUGAAGAUACAUCAUACAUACGAGUUGCUAGAGUUUUGUUUAUUUACUGUAAACAUAAAACACACACAGAGCAUCAGCACAAUUAUCACAGUAAUUUAAGUACAAAGAAAUUCUUGAUUUCAUAAAUUGUCACGUUUAUGUCGCCUUCAGCUCAACAUUUUGCGAAACAGGUAGUCUUAUAUAGCAAUUUUGUGGUGAGGAUUAUGUUAAUGAUCAAAUCUCAUGAACUCACACCUCCUUGUGAACAGGUGACAUUCAACAAGGUGAAAUGAGCAAUUAAAUUUUGCACCCAUCAUAUUUUAGUUAUCUGCAUAACCUCUGUGUGACAGAAUUUAAAAGUUGGUCUGUUGGACAAAAUUAGUAAGGAAGCAUCCAUAGUCUUUUGAUUCCUAAACGUUUUGGCAAACUUUAAAACUCUAGCCCUACAUUUUAAGGGCUUUGAAUGAUGUACCAAAAGUUGUUUGCUCUGUAUUUUUACUGUACAAUGAAUUAAGCACGCACACAAUUGCAGCAGCCUGUAAAUGCCUGCUUGUGAUCACAUUUGUUUUGAUUGUAUUAACCUUAUGUUUUUUUUCAAUUACUUUUUAAUUUUUGUUUUUAAUUAUAUGCUCUUUAUAAUGAAUCUUGUCCUUUUUUAAAAAUGCUCAUAAAUGAUGUAAAAAGUGUGUAAUGUGAUGUUUAAUGUCAUAUUGUCUAUUUACUAAAGUUUUGUAUAAAUCACAGUUUAUAUGGAAAGAAAGCAGUGAGCUGUGAGUGAAAAAGUUGCCCCCAUAAAGGCAGUGAAAAGCUUCAUGGAAAUAGUUGAUUUUGUUUGAUGUAGCUCUUAUGUUUACUGGUGUAAAGCUAAGCCAUUUGAUCAAAGCAAACCUUUCAAUCAGAAGGCUAAAUGUUUUGAUUAUCACAUUCUGCACAUAUCCUGAAUAAAUGCCCCUUGUCAAAUAAUCCCUUUAA
Messenger RNA from Xiphias gladius (swordfish), 2415 nucleotides. Its product is annotated as C-C chemokine receptor type 3-like. The transcript has 3 exons. NCBI's taxonomy places the organism in Eukaryota, Metazoa, Chordata, Actinopteri, Istiophoriformes, Xiphiidae. Gene Ontology annotation, molecular function: chemokine receptor activity. The record is from RefSeq and is a predicted model, not a curated record. Gene Ontology annotation, biological process: G protein-coupled receptor signaling pathway; chemotaxis; immune response. Gene Ontology annotation, cellular component: membrane. Bases 93 to 1109 code for a protein of 338 amino acids.